Molecule: messenger RNA, 1965 nt
Organism: Nicrophorus vespilloides
Lineage: Eukaryota; Metazoa; Arthropoda; Insecta; Coleoptera; Silphidae
Product: monocarboxylate transporter 7-like
Exons: 4
Coding region: 1-1965 (654 amino acids)
Biological process (GO): transmembrane transport; monocarboxylic acid transport
Molecular function (GO): monocarboxylic acid transmembrane transporter activity
Source: RefSeq, a predicted model, not a curated record
AUGUCAGAUCGUGCAAAACGUAAUCAGAAAAAUCGCCCUCGGCCAGGUCCCAACAAGAAGAAGAGAGUCCAAAUUGAUGACUCCAAUAUCACAACGUCCCAGUUUAUAGUCGACAACAAUGUGGUGGAAUUUGUUAUAAUUCCACCGGAUGGAGGAUGGGGCUGGUUUGUCGUAUUCGCAUCGUUCAUAUCGAAUUUCGUCACCGAUGGAAUAAUAUUCACGUUCGGUAUAUUCCUGAAGGAAAUUGCUGAAGAUAUGCAUACCAGUCAAUCAACCAUCGCCGUUGCCAGCUCCAUCUUGACGGCCGUUUACUUUUUACUUGGGCCCAUCGAUUGCGCGAUCGCAAACAGAAUGGGUUUUCGCGUAAUCGGAGUAGCUGGUGGCAUUUUGGGCGCUUGCAGCCUUGUGGGCAGUUCGUACGUCGAAAGACCUACCGUUUUCAUGCUAACUUACGGAGUGUUGGCGGGGAUGGCCUUCUCCAUGUCUUAUAUUGCUAAUAUCCUGGCAGUCGGCUUUUACUUCGACCAUUGGAGAUCACUUGCAACUUCAAUUGCAGUCACCGGAAGUGCCAUAGGCACACUCACGAUACCGCCGGUCUUCAACAUUCUCUUAGCGGAUUACAAUUGGAGAUUCAAGUUCAGAAUAUUCGCGGGCCUGUGCGUUAUCCAGGCGUUCCUGGGUUUCGUCUACAAACCCAUAAAACCGGUCGAGAUUUAUUCGGAUAAGAAACGCUACGACGAUGACAAGAUGUCUAUGGCUUCCGUUUCCGUUAACGAGGAGAAUCCGAAGAGCAUUUUCUACAAGAAUCACAACAAAGGGUACAUGACGAACGCUGAUCUGGUUUCGAACGCCUCGUACUCUAUUUCAAAUCCUGGAACACUGAAGAAAUUGGGAAGCGAGACUGCAAGUUUCAAGAGCAUUAAGAAUAUAAAGCAUUCCGCAACAUCAUUCACUUCGGAUCGUUUAUUGGCUGAAUUCUCAGAUUCUGAUCGUAGACCUCGCUGCUCAAAAUGCUGCAGGUGCUGCAAAUGUCGGAUCGUGUUUUGCUGCUUGUGCGAAUUCUGCAAUAGGGUGCACAUCAAUCGGCCAAUGUAUCGCGAUGACAUUAUGUACACAGCUUCUGUAACCAAUCUUCCGCAAUACAUAAGGAUGAGAGAAGGUGGAAGCAAUCUCAGUUAUCACAUGUCAGUGACGAGAGUCAUAAGCUUACGCGAUUUGCAAGAGAGCACCAAAUGCUGCGUUUGUUAUCCGGAGAGUGUAAAGCGGACUCUUGCGACGAUGAUGGACUUUUCACUUUUAAAGGGAUGUCCUUUCGUAUUGCUAGCUCUCAGCGGAGCCUUCACCUAUUUAGGAUUAUAUACACCUUACACCUACAUAUUGGAGUUUGCUAUAAGUAGGGGAUUCCCUGAUGAAAUGUCCACGUUAAUGCUGACAGGUUUAGGGAUAUCGAAUGCGUUCGGUCGCUUCCUCACCGGCAUCAUGACCUUCAUACCUAACGUGAACGCUCUCAUGAUUACGGAAAUAUUUCUAUUCAUAGCUGGAGCAGCGACCAUAGCAGUUGUCUUCUUCCAUGAAGUCUAUAUGAUGUUCGUUUACACAGGAAUAUUCGGCUUCUUCAUCUCCAGCAUCGCCUCUUUGCGGCCGAUUAUUGCCGUCGAGAUGCUCGGUUUAGAGAAGCUCACCAAUAGCAUAGGAAUCAUAAUUCUCUUUGAAGGUAUAGCCUGUUUAAUUGGCGUGCCUGUUGCUGGACAGCUGAAGGAAUUGACGCACGAUUACAUGGCAUCGUUUAUCUUUGCCGGUUCGAUGAUUGUGUUUAGCGUGAUUCUUCUGUUGCCGAUAAAACCGAUGGAGCAUAGAGAGAAGAAGCGCAGAGAACGCAGGGAACAGGAGGAGAGGGACAGGAAGCUUUUGGAUACCAGGGAGCGGUUGGCGGAUAUUAAUAAAAUGAAGAAUUUGAACAAAUAG